UGGUUCUAUCUUUUAUCUGUCAUCGAAGUGAACUUUAACCUAAAGGAAGAAUAUUAUUCAUAUUUUAAAAUCCUUCUAAUGUAGUGUGAUGAUUUUUUUCCGAUGUUCUUCGACUUGGAUUAUUUGAUGUGAAAUCAACAAGUGCGAGGGAAGCUAUAAAAGGGAAAUUGGCAACGAGGUGGUAUUGGGACCCACGAAGAUCCACGCUCAAAAUUGACUUUCUAACUUUUAAACGGCAAUAAAAUCCGUUCCUCAUUACAACAAGGGUGGGUUAGAAAAUUAGUGAGAGAAUUCGUACUUUUGUAUUAUCAGAUUUACCUAUUCAAUGGUGAUAAAAGUUUUAAGAGGCUAAAUUUAAUAGCCAGUAAGAACUACUAAUUUGUGAAAAGAACUGCCCGAAAGCACAUGUCAUCACUAUCGGACAACACUGGCCAAUAUCUCACUGAAGGGUGACCGAAAGAGAUAUAAAAAUCAGUCAUCAUGUUUAAUGAAGACUAUCCUAUCUGAUUAAAUUUGACUUUCAAUAGUGACAUUACUUUAGAAUUAGUCACAUGGAUGGUUGGUGUAUAUCCACAGUUGUGAUCCUGAGGUUCGCUUUUCUUUCUUUUUGAAGACUGUAAUCAUCUGAAUUUAAAAGAAUCCCAAGGAUUGGUGGCUGCUGUAAUAUGAAUGAUAAAACUAUUUUAACAACUAUAUUUUAAAGCCUAAUUUGUGGAUAAUUUGCCAGUUUGCCACAAAAAAGGCAUCCACGCGUGUAUGAAAAUCAUUGCAACAUUUCACUGCCUUUUCACUUUUUACGGAAAGCUAUUUAAUUUUCUUCGGAAAAUCUGUUCGGUUGAUGAAGUUCAAAAAACAAUUGACCUUUGACACCAGACCAAGAUUUUUGUACAAUUCUGGGUAUUUAUUGAGCGAUUUCACCGCCUGUGACCAAAUGAGACACUGAUGUCGAUUUCUUUCCCGUCAAGAAAUAUUUUUGGAGACAGGAGAUUAUAUCCACGCCUGAUUUCCUAUUGAAAUCAAUAUAGCAACAAUCAAAAUAAGAUUUUAAAGUUUUCCUGUGAUUUGUAUUUACAACACAUUCUGGAAGAAAAUUGUGCGUCAUCGUGUAUGUUACUCGAAUGUCGCAUCAUUUGACUUUUGGUGAUUCUCGAGGUUUCAAAUCUUUGUUAUUUCGAGAAAUUUAUUAGAAAGUUUUGACCAUUCAAUUGGAUACACCGAAUGAGGUAAGCGGCUGAUCACUUUGAUGUGGAUCUUCUGCAAACGUAAACAAGAGGACCCAUCACCCAAACUAAAAUUAGGAAGAAGAAAGAAAAAGAAAACACUUAAAUUUUUCAAAUUGCAUCAGCUGUUUGCUAUUGGAAAAUUCCUCUUUAAAGUUGAUACUAGGGGUGAAGAUGAAGCCAGAUUGACUCCAAAGUAGGAAGAAUGGUGAAACAAUUCAUUGGAAUGAAAGAAAACUGUUAUUUUGAUGCGAUUUCCACGUGACUAUGAUGAGGACCCUAAACUGUUUAUUGAUCAUAUUAGUUUUUCUUAUUUGGUAUGGAGAGGGAAAGAAGACCAAAUUAAAAGGAAUUCGAUGGUGGACACUUGCAAACAUUGGAAAACCAUCAAAUGACCUCAGAUCUAAUACACAGCUUUACAAUAGUCCAAGUCUUUUACCAUUGACGAAAAAACAAAGAAAACUUGUGACAAAAAACCCUGGAACAAUUUUAGCUUUAACUAAUGGAGCCAGAAUGGCAAUUGAAGAGUGCAAAUUUCAGUUUCGUAAUAGGCGAUGGAACUGUCCAACGCAGGACGUGGGCAAUGGUGGACCUAUAUUUGGAAAAAUUUUAGAGAAAGGAAACCGAGAGACAGCUUUCAUAUAUGCAAUUACUAGUGCAGCAGUUACCCAUUCUAUAGCCCGUGCAUGCGCAGAAGGGAGCAUAUAUACGUGUUCAUGUGACUAUAACCUCAAGCAACCAAGCGGAAAGGAUUGGGAAUGGGGAGGAUGUAGUGAUAAUGCCAAAUUUGGACAUCGAUUUUCUCGAAAGUUUGUGGACGUUUUAGAAAAAGGCAGAGACUUCCGAUACAUGAUGAAUUUACAUAACAACGAAGCAGGACGACUGCACGUGUCUAAGGAGAUGAGGAGGGAAUGUAAGUGUCAUGGUAUGUCUGGGAGUUGCACCAUUAAAACCUGUUGGAUGAGGCUUCCUUUCUUUAGAGACGUGGGAAACGGACUCAAAGACAGGUUUGACGGAGCCUCACAGGUUAUUUCAGGAAAUGAGGGAAGUCGCAAAUUAGGGAAUAGACCAAACAGUGGCAGAAAAAAGAAGAGGUAUAAAUCCUUCCAAUUUGCACCAGUUAAUCCUAACCAUAAAAAACCUGGAAGGCGAGAUCUUGUGUAUUUCGAGUCUUCUUCAUCAUAUUGUGAAAAAGACGCUUCUACGGAUUUUCCUGGAACAUAUGGUCGGGAGUGUAAUGCAACGUCGAUUGGAAUUGACGGGUGUGACCUUUUGUGUUGUGGAAGGGGAUAUGUUUCAAAAAUGUACACUGUUCGUGAACGUUGUAGUUGUAUAUUUCAAUGGUGUUGUGUCGUCAAGUGUGAAAUUUGCACUCGAAUGAGAGUACUUCACACUUGCAAAUAGUGUGACUUAAUCAUGUUACUUACCGUACUCAAACGAUAGUGUUUCAUAAACACUAUAUCAGUAUAGUGCUAUAGAGACAAUGCGACUUUCAAACUAAGAAUAUUCAUGAACUGUGCCUGUUAUUUCUGCACACAUCUAAUGAAUAUGAAAAUAGACAUUAAUACUUUAUUUUCAUGCAUCAUAUUUCCUCUAUUUAUGACGUCAUUAAAUGACCAUAUGGGUGCUAUUUUCAUGAAUUUUUAUAUUUUAGAGCAUACAUGGAUGUAUACUUUACAUGAACUGUAUAUGUAAGAAUUAGAAAAAUUUAAAUAACUAGAUCUAUUCUUUACUUUUUCAUACCUUUGAUUGCUUACCAUUUAGUGAACUAUAAAUUUCAAAAUACUGCAUGUCUUUUGGAAUAUGCUUUUUGUUGCCAGUAUUUUAUACGCUACCUGAAAACAUGUACAUGUAUCUAUUUCCAUACUUUACUAUAUCAUCAUCGUGAAUAUUAAUUUUAUAAUUUAAACAUUGUUCAAUAUUUUGAAACCGUAGAAUUUAUAAAACAGAAUAUCCCUACUUAGAGAUCAUGAAAAUGUCAUUUUGUAUAUAUGUCUAAAUUUGUUUAAAUAAACUUUGAUUUUUUCACA
Molecule: messenger RNA, 3250 nt
Organism: Ostrea edulis (European flat oyster)
Lineage: Eukaryota; Metazoa; Mollusca; Bivalvia; Ostreida; Ostreidae
Product: protein Wnt-1-like
Exons: 7
Coding region: 1488-2624 (378 amino acids)
Biological process (GO): canonical Wnt signaling pathway; cell fate commitment; multicellular organism development
Cellular component (GO): extracellular region
Molecular function (GO): frizzled binding; cytokine activity
Source: RefSeq, a predicted model, not a curated record